GCUACUUCGAAGGAGACAGCUGAUCCCCGUCAAAGUGGGGGCAACCCGCAGAUCUCUUCUACGCACCUCCGCGAAGCCGAAGGACGAUAAGGGAUAAAACAGCAGUUCGAGUCCGUUGGUCGCGAGAGUUACGUCGCGUUUUAAGCUUACUGCAUUUUGGAGCAAGUGUAUUUUGAGUAAUAAAACGCGCAGACGUUCCAGAGUCAGGAGGUUAUGUGAAGCUAGUGUAGUUUAACCUAAAAAAAACAGAUCUGUCUGGGUUUCGGCAACGCUGCUACCUCAUCAUGGCAACGCCAACGAACGGAAACGGAAAUCUCAUAGACGAGUUCGAAGAAUCUUUUCAACAAUGCUUGAAUUUGUUCAUAAAAGAAGACGGACUUGAGAAAAACGGAGUCAGUUCACUCGUAGAUAAGGACGAAACAAAAUUAGAAGUCGAUCAAACGACUCUAAGAUUCAUAGACCUAGCUCGCCAAGUCGAAGCUUUUUUCUUGCAAAAAAGAUUCCUCCUAUCAGCUCUCAAGCCCGAGCUCGUUAUCAAAGAAGAGGUGCAGGACCUCCGAAACGAGCUCGUGCGCAAAGAAGAUCUGAUGAAGAAGCAUUAUGAGAAAAUACAAAUUUGGCAAAAGUUACUCGCCGAAAUGCACGGCGGAGUACAGCGAAACGGGCUCGCCAAUUCUAAUCAAGCGGUUCAACCGCAAGUAACCACAAACGGGAGUAAUAAUCCCGUUCAACAGCAGCUGUUGCAGCAGCAGCGUAUGCAGCAACAGCACCAGCAUCAGACGUUCCUCCUGCAACAGCGUCAACAGCUUCAACAGCAGGCUCAACAGGGUCCCAGCGGUGCAGGGAACUCUCCAAAUAUCCAAGGGGCUGGAGUUCCCGUUGGGCCUCAAAACGUGAUGAUGAAUCAACCGAAUACCGCUAGACCGGCAGGUUUUCCGGUCGGAGUGAACAAUAGUCCACUUCAAGGACCGUUGGCUUUUCUCGAAAAAACGACGAGCAACAUAGGAAUGCCUGAGAGGCGAAGUUGACGCGGAAGAGGGAGGGGGCGCGGUAGGGGCCGUGGAAGAGGUCGAGGAAGAGGUGCAGGAGGAAAUUUGUCCCCUCCGCUACCUAUGCUCGAUCCGUCGGAUCCCUCAUCUUACACUGCAGCAGCGUCUCUUCCCUCUCAACAACAAUAAACGCUAUAGCUCUUAUUAAUUAAUUUUUUUAUACACCUAACUUGUAACAAAUUACCUUUCGUAACUCUGUAAAUCUUGUAAGCAAUACAGAAUAACUAUACAAUCGUAUGUUUAAAAAAAA
Nasonia vitripennis (jewel wasp) is the source of this 1299-nucleotide messenger RNA. RefSeq names its product mediator of RNA polymerase II transcription subunit 28 (gene MED28). The record is from RefSeq and is a predicted model, not a curated record. NCBI's taxonomy places the organism in Eukaryota, Metazoa, Arthropoda, Insecta, Hymenoptera, Pteromalidae. Gene Ontology annotation, cellular component: mediator complex. The transcript has 2 exons. The coding region runs from base 285 to 1028 and encodes 247 amino acids.